AUUGCAACCACGAUCCACGAUUGCAACUCAAAACAUAAUUUCUGAACGCUGAGAAUUUAUAUGUGGAUAAAUAAAGGCAAACGGGAUAUUGUUUUACGAACGUUUUUUAACCCCAACCGGGCGUGAUCGUAUAUGUAUUGUUGCGUUAAACGUCAAGUCAAAAAUAGAAUAUAAGUCAUAAUUUAGCAUUUAUCGUAAAAAAUGUCGAGAUUCGACGAUGGAAAAGACGUUACGGGUACGGGUUUUCGUAAAAUCGACAUUGACGAAUACAGCGAAAAUGGUUUUCAAGACGAGGAGAAUGACGGCGGAGCUAUCGGACCUACCGGACCCGAUGAAAGCGAAAUUCUUCAACUUCUCACCCAAGGAAGGAAUGCUGAUGCCCUGAUUUCUGUUCUCAAGUGUGCUCCUUUGGGCUCGAAAAAUCAACAAAUCAAGGACAAUGCAAGGAAUCUGGCACAGAAAGUACUUUUAAGCAUAAAAUCUAAUCAAAUGGAUGACUGUUUGGCGCAACUGGACCGAGAUCAGGUGGACGUACUGAUGAAAUAUAUUUACAGAGGCUUCGAAAUACCAACCAAAGACAGCAGUGCUCAUUUGUUAGUGUGGCAUGAAAAAGUGUACAACAUCAACGGAAUAGGAAGCAUCAUGAGAGUUUUAGCGGACAGUAAAAAAGCUUGAGUCGGAUUGCUCCUCUCUGUCUCUUGAUUUGUCUCUCUAACUCUCUUGCACAAGAAUUUUACGUCAUUCUGAAGGAUUACCAUUAAGUUUAUUUGGUUGACUCAAAAAGUCAGAAAAAACGAUGCAAUUGCAUCAAUUGAAAGUUUCAUGACGUCAAACUGAAUAACAGCAAUAGGUAGAUAGCCAAGUAAGAACUUUCCAUGAUAAAGGAAGAAAAACCUACAAUUAAUAAACAUGAGCUACAGGUAUAUGUGCAGAAACUGUUUUCAAUAAAAUCAUUUUUAUUUCUUCUA
Venturia canescens is the source of this 968-nucleotide messenger RNA. It is a transcript of the gene Arpc5, whose product is annotated as Actin-related protein 2/3 complex, subunit 5. Gene Ontology annotation, biological process: Arp2/3 complex-mediated actin nucleation; cell migration; regulation of actin filament polymerization. NCBI's taxonomy places the organism in Eukaryota, Metazoa, Arthropoda, Insecta, Hymenoptera, Ichneumonidae. Gene Ontology annotation, cellular component: actin cytoskeleton; cytoplasm; Arp2/3 protein complex. Gene Ontology annotation, molecular function: actin filament binding. Bases 202 to 675 code for a protein of 157 amino acids. The transcript is spliced from 3 exons. The record is from RefSeq and is a predicted model, not a curated record.